UUCACCUUAGUGAUGUUUGGGAAGCAGACACUGUAACAUUGCUGUCUACUUUUUGAAACUUUUGUUCUUUAUUCUCUUUAAUACAAUAUAUGUAGUAUAGCUAAAGCAUCAGCAUUAGCAAACACUACAUUAAGGAGGUUCAACAGCAUUGAUCUAUACUCCGAGGAGAAAAAAUGAGGGCAAAUCAUGGUACGGAGCUGCCAGAGGACUUCUGGAUUCCAAUCCCUCUGGAUACUAACAACAUCACAACACUCAGCCCUUUCCUGGUUCCCCAGGAUCACUUGGGCGGCUCGGGCAUCUUCUAUGCCCUCGCAGGAUUUAUGUUUUUUGUAUUUGUGUUUGGCACUGGCAUCAACGCUCUCACCAUUGCAUGCACUGUCAAAUACAAGAAGCUCCGGUCCCACCUAAACUACAUACUUGUGAACUUGGCUGUGGCAAACCUUCUUGUGGCCUCUGUGGGCUCCUUCACUGCCUGCUGCUCCUUUGCAUCUAGAUAUUUCAUCUUUGGACCUCUCGCAUGCAAGAUUGAAGGUUUUAUGGCAACACUUGGAGGAAUGGUCAGUCUGUGGUCUCUUGCUGUGAUUGCUUUGGAAAGAUGGCUGGUCAUCUGUAAGCCACUUGGUAACUUUGUAUUCAAGCCUAACCAUGCUGCAGCUUGCUGCAUCUUUACCUGGCUGUUUGCUCUUAUUGCCUCACUUCCUCCACUGGUUGGAUGGAGCAGGUAUAUUCCAGAAGGUCUUCAGUGCUCCUGUGGACCAGACUGGUACACCACAAACAACAAAUACAACAAUGAGUCUUAUGUGAUGUUCCUCUUCUGCUUCUGCUUUGCUGUUCCACUUACGACCAUCAUCUUCUGCUACACACAGCUGCUGAUUACAAUGAAAAUGGCAGCAAGGGCCCAGGCUGAGUCUGCCUCCACUCAGAAGGCAGAGAGGGAGGUGACCAAGAUGGUGGUAGUCAUGGUGCUGGGCUUCCUGGUGUGCUGGCUGCCUUACACCACCUUUGCUCUUUGGGUUGUGAACAACCGUGGGCAACCUUUCGACCUGAGACUGGCCACCAUACCCUCAUGUUUCUCUAAAGCCUCCACAGUCUACAACCCCAUUAUUUACGUCAUCCUCAACAAACAGUUUCGCUCAUGCAUGAUGAAAAUGCUUGGGAUGGGUGGAGUUGAGGACGAAACAUCAACAACAUCUGCAGUGACUGAAGUCUCCAAAGUCGAGCCUGCUUAGACACAUCAACAUCGACUGGUUUUCCGUUCCACUAAUUAUUUGUCCAUUGCAAAUAGAAAUGGUUGAAAGUAUGUUUUUUCAUAUAAGAACGCGUCUAAUGUUGUAAAAUAACAUAAAUAAUCUGUAAAA
Solea senegalensis (Senegalese sole) is the source of this 1358-nucleotide messenger RNA. Its product is annotated as blue-sensitive opsin-like. The record is from RefSeq and is a predicted model, not a curated record. Lineage: Eukaryota; Metazoa; Chordata; Actinopteri; Pleuronectiformes; Soleidae. The coding region runs from base 174 to 1229 and encodes 351 amino acids. Gene Ontology annotation, molecular function: G protein-coupled receptor activity. Gene Ontology annotation, cellular component: membrane; photoreceptor outer segment. Gene Ontology annotation, biological process: visual perception; G protein-coupled receptor signaling pathway; phototransduction. The transcript is spliced from 5 exons.